CUUGUGGUCGGGUCGGUUUAUCCCUGAAAGAGAAAAGAGAAACCCACUAAACCAAACAAAAGCAUUUUAACUUUGCAAAAGACGUGGGGCCCCACCUUACUUUGUUGUCUCUCACCAUCGCAACAUAAAAUCCGCGAGACCCAGCCACAACAUUUACCUCUCACCAACACACUCACAGGGAGCCAGACAGACAGACAUACAGAUCUUUAUCCUAUUGAUCAGAUUUUUGGGUGCAGUUAUAAUUUAGAUGUUGUUUAAUUUGGAGUUUGUUGAUACAAGCUUUGUGUGUUUGGAAUCACAGAAUAUGAGCUCUCAAGCUCCAAAUGAUAGAAGGGAUCAUAGGACUAGAUUUCCUGCACAGUCUGCUCGUCACCAGUGGAUCCCUAGAGGAUCCACGGCCACCACUGUUGUGAACCAGAACCCGAACCCGAACCCAAGCCUAAUCCCAAUCCCGAAUCCAAACCCACCAUUGCGCUUCAGUUCCAACUACAGAAGUGGUGGGGACUCGAACUCUAGUUCUGCUCCACCCGAGAGUCGGGCUGGAGGCAAUAAUUUUCCGAGGGGAAGGGGAUACGUGGGUUAUCGGCCUUUGAAUCAGAGAAAGGAUAGGGAGAGUCAGGUGGGGAAGGGAUUGAAGGACUUGAAUUUACCUCAGCUUGUGCAAGAAAUUCAGGAGAAGCUGACGAAGGGCACCGUUGAGUGCAUGAUUUGCUAUGACAUGGUGCGGAGGUCAGCACCCAUUUGGUCUUGCUCGAGCUGUUACUCUAUUUUUCAUCUGGUUUGUAUCAAGAAAUGGGCUCGGGCGCCUACUUCUAUUGACUUGUCUGCAGAGAAGAGUCAGGGAUUUAAUUGGCGGUGUCCUGGAUGUCAGUCGGUGCAGCUUACAUCGCUGAAGGAGAUUCGAUAUAUUUGCUUUUGUGGGAAGAGGCCAGACCCACCUUCUGAUUUGUAUUUGACGCCACAUUCGUGUGGAGAACCAUGUGGCAAGCCACUUGAGAGGGAACUAGGUGCUGGUGAGAGUGAGGAUAUUUGCCAACAUAAUUGUGUUUUGCAAUGCCAUCCAGGUCCAUGCCCUCCUUGUAAAGCUUUUGCCCCACCCCGUUUAUGUCCUUGUGGGAAGAAAACAAUUACAACACGGUGCUCUGAUCGGAAGUCUGUUCUUACUUGUGGUCAGCGUUGUGACAAGCUUCUUAAAUGUGAGCGUCAUAGGUGUGAGCGGACCUGCCAUGUGGGUUCUUGUGAUCCAUGUAAGGUUUCAGUCGAUGCCUCUUGUUUCUGCAAGAAGAAGAUGGAGGUUGUUCUUUGUGGGGACAUGUCUGUGAAGGGAGAGGUGAAAACAGAGGAGGGUCUUUUUUCUUGUAAUUCAACUUGCGGAAAUAAGCUUACAUGUGGUAAUCAUGCCUGCUGUGAAGUUUGCCAUCCUGGAUCUUGUGGAGAGUGUGAAUUGAUGCCGAGCAGGGUUAAUACAUGCUAUUGUGGGAAAACAAGUUUGCAGGAGGAACGACAGAGCUGUUUGGACCCAAUUCCAACCUGUUCUAAGACAUGUGACAAGCUCCUUCCUUGUGGGAUGCAUAAAUGUACAGAGUCAUGCCAUGCAGGGGAUUGCCCACCAUGUUUGGUUAGAGUUUCUCAAAAAUGCCGUUGUGGAUCAACUUCUCAAAUUGUGGAAUGCUACAAAACAGUGAUGGAGGAGAAAUUUACUUGUGAUAAGCCUUGUGGACGGAAGAAGAAUUGUGGAAGGCACAGGUGCAGUGAGCGGUGCUGCCCCCUCUCUAAUUCUAACAAUUUUCUCCCUGGGGAUUGGGAUCCACACACUUGCUCAAUCCCAUGUGGGAAGAAGCUAAGGUGUGGGCUGCAUUCUUGUAAAUCACUUUGUCACAGUGGCCAUUGCCCUCCUUGCCUUGAAACAAUUUUCACUGAUUUGUCAUGUGCUUGUGGGAGAACUUCAAUCCCUCCUCCAUUGCCUUGUGGCACACCUCAUCCUUCAUGUCAACUCCCGUGUUCAGUUCCUCAGCCUUGUGGCCAUUCAUCUUCUCACAGCUGCCACUUUGGAGACUGCCCACCUUGUACGGUGCCUAUAGCAAAGGAAUGCAUUGGUGGACAUGUUGUACUUAGGAACAUACCUUGUGGGUCAAAGGAUAUCAGAUGUAACCGGCUCUGUGGGAAGACCAGGCAGUGUGGACUGCAUGCCUGUGGAAGAACUUGUCAUGCACCACCUUGUGAUACUUCUCCUGGACCUGAACCAGGUUUAAAAACUUCUUGUGGGCAGACAUGUGGUGCUCCUAGGAGAGAUUGUAGGCAUACAUGUAAAUCACCUUGUCACCCAUCUUCUCUUUGUCCUGAUGAAAGAUGUGAUUUCCCUGUCACAAUCACUUGUUCUUGUGGCCGGAUAACAGCAACUGUUCCUUGUGAUGCUGGAGGCAACAUUGGUGGUUUCAGUGCUGAUACUUUAUAUGAAGCUUCCAUUAUCCAAAAGUUGCCAGUGCCACUUCAGCCAGUGGAAGCAUCUGGCAAGAAAAUCCCACUUGGACAAAGGAAGCUCAUGUGUGAUGAUGAAUGUGCUAAGUUGGAACGUAAACGGGUUCUAGCAGAUGCCUUUGAUGUUAAUUCAAACUUGGAUGCCCUUCAUUUUGGAGAGAACUCCGCUGUUUCUGAAAUUCUUACAGACCUCUAUAGGCGUGAUCCAAAGUGGGUAUUAUCUGUGGAGGAGAGAUGUAAGUUCUUGGUACUUGGCAAGAGCAGAGGAACUACAAGUAGUCUUAAGGUUCAUGUUUUUUGUCCAAUGAUUAAGGAUAAGAGAGAUGUGGUAAGGUUAAUUGCCGACAGGUGGAAACUUGCUAUUUAUUCUGCAGGUUGGGAGCCAAAGCGUUUUAUUGUGGUUCAUGUUACACCCAAAUCAAAACCCCCUCCUCGUGUGAUUGGGGUUAAGGGUUCCACCAACAUAAACACACCCCAUUCCCCAGCUUUUGAUCCUUUGGUAGACAUGGAUCCCAGACUCGUUGUUUCUUUUCUUGAUUUGCCAAGAGAUUCAGAUAUAAGUGCAUUGGUCCUGAGGUUUGGUGGGGAAUGUGAACUGGUUUGGCUGAAUGACAAGAAUGCAUUGGCCGUAUUUAGUGAUCCUGCUCGAGCUGCAACUGCCAUGAGAAGAUUGGAUCAUGGGUCAGUAUAUCAUGGAGCUGUUGUGGUUAUCCCAAAUGGUGGUGCAGUAGUGGCAUCAUCAGCUACUAGUGCAUGGGGAGGAGCCAGUACGGCCAAGGAAGGGGGAUUAGCGGCGGCUAUGAAGGGUAACCCAUGGAAGAAGGUUGUUGUUCAGGAGCCUGGUUGGAAGGAAGAUGUAUGGGGUGAUGAAGAGUGGCCUGGUGACAAUGCAGAUUUGCUGGCAUCUGCAUGGAAGAAAGAAGCUCCAAUUGCUGCUACGCUAAAUCGGUGGAGUGUUCUAGACUCUGAAACGUCUUUGAGUUCAUCUGCUGCACCUCUCAGAAUAGAGGAUCCUGGAAAACAGGCUGCAAGUCAUUCAGGUCCAAUGCUGGAAUCUGAUGCAAGUGGUUCAAAUUCAGCCGGGCAGCAUCAAGAUAAUUUUAGUGGAACAGAAAUGUCUGAGGUGGUAGAUGACUGGGAGAAGGCUUUUGAGUGAGUGAGAGAUGAACAGAAGUGCGUAAGUUGAUUUUUGAGAAAUUGAGGCUUGUGGACAGGAAGAUGUGGAUUCUAAAUGGCCGAUUUGCCCUUUUCAGUAUAUUUUUUUUUGUCUUGUUAGGGGCAACUAGUAUUUCAAAAAGAGAAUUGUAGUGGCUUCUUUUUUUUUUGGGUUAAAUCACCUAUUGUUUUAUGGGUGUUUGAUAUAAAAAUUUUCCCCCUUGCUUUACUGCGGUGAAACUGUGAAGGCAACAUGUAUAUUUGUCGUUUGGAAGGACAAAGAUUCUAUGGAAUUGGAUUUUAUUAGGAUGUUGGUUCA
Messenger RNA from Quercus lobata, 3952 nucleotides. It is a transcript of the gene NFXL1, whose product is annotated as NF-X-like 1. Gene Ontology annotation, cellular component: nucleus. Gene Ontology annotation, molecular function: zinc ion binding; DNA-binding transcription factor activity, RNA polymerase II-specific; RNA polymerase II transcription regulatory region sequence-specific DNA binding. NCBI's taxonomy places the organism in Eukaryota, Viridiplantae, Streptophyta, Magnoliopsida, Fagales, Fagaceae. The transcript is spliced from 2 exons. The record is from RefSeq and is a predicted model, not a curated record. Gene Ontology annotation, biological process: regulation of DNA-templated transcription. The coding region runs from base 248 to 3634 and encodes 1128 amino acids.